This is a messenger RNA of Osmerus eperlanus (European smelt), 1944 nucleotides long. RefSeq names its product nanog homeobox (gene nanog). Gene Ontology annotation, molecular function: DNA-binding transcription factor activity, RNA polymerase II-specific; RNA polymerase II cis-regulatory region sequence-specific DNA binding. The coding region runs from base 134 to 1315 and encodes 393 amino acids. Gene Ontology annotation, cellular component: nucleus. The record is from RefSeq and is a predicted model, not a curated record. The transcript has 4 exons. Gene Ontology annotation, biological process: regulation of transcription by RNA polymerase II; cell differentiation. Lineage: Eukaryota; Metazoa; Chordata; Actinopteri; Osmeriformes; Osmeridae.
CACCUGUUUCCAUUUGGCUUGGUACACUCAUGACUUUUGUGGCAGUGCGACGAGAAGCGUAACCGACAGCGUCGAAGAACUGAACACUUUUAACUUGAACGUCGUGCUUGAGCCGAACGGGCCGACACUCAGCAUGGCAGACUGGAAGAUCCCAGUUAACUACAACUACAACCCGUCCUACCACGCGUACGCAUAUGGGCUCAUGUACCAAACCGGAUCAGAGCAAAAUAACUCAAACUUACCGGGCUGGGCCGAGGCCGCGUACCAAACGGGGGCUAAUGGAGGCUACUAUUCGAAUCCGCAGCUCGCGGCGCCGCAGCAAGAAUCGCCACCCCGGAGCCCAGAAUACGUCGCUGUAAAUAACGUCCAUUACCCGGGACCGAGUGUCCUGUAUUUUGGCGACUCUCACAUGCAGACCGGGCGCCUUUUCCUGCCCCACAACCGGACCGAACUUGAUGAAAGGACUAAAGUUGAGCACGUAAAUAGCGACACCCCAACAAGUGAUUCUGAGGCUCACACAUCGCCAGACUCUUGGAGUUCAGGGAGCAACAGAGGUUUUGUUCCUCAGACCCACCCUGCCGACUGGAGGCCGGACGACCCGGGCGAUGAGACAGACGGCGGGAGCCCCGGAAACGUAUCCAGCUCUCUCCCUGAAGAAGACCCGACUCCUCCGGGCGGCGAGGCGGUCAGUAACCCCGGGCCCGUUCCCCAGUCGACAUCGAAGACGAAACCCAAGGCUCGGGCGGCCUUCUCCGAUAGCCAAAUGACGGCCCUGACCCACCGGUUCAGCAUCCAGAGAUACCUCACCCCGGUGGAGAUGAAAACAAUGGCUAGGCUGACCGGGCUGACGUACAAACAGGUGAAGACCUGGUUCCAGAACCGCAGGAUGAAGCUGAGGAGACACCAGAAGGACAACAGCUGGGUGUCUGAGAGGUACACAGGGCCAGCGGGCUACCCCAGCACCCCCACGGGCCCAGCGGGCUACCCCAGCACCCCCACAGCCAACCAGUUUCCAGCCGGUGCUCAGACUCCAGACUACUACACACAGCCCAUGAGGGAAGCAGGCCAGGGCGUCUCCAAGCUGCCCUACUACUCCGGCCCUGCGGCCUACCCUGCCCCUCCUCCCCCCUCCCCUCAGCCAGGGCCCCGCUCCCUGGCCCCCUGCUGGCCUCGGCCCCCUGCCGUCACCCACUACCAGUACAACCCCCCCGGCUACACCCCCGCGGAGUCUGUCUCCAUCACCAGCAUGAACAGAGACAAGGAGAACCCUGUCCUCCCCAGCCCCCCACACGGGGGGCCCGAGGCCGGCCUCUAGACACAAGGAACACCACGCAUUUCCUUUUUGUAUUGUUUUUUUGCCUUGUAAAGUUUCCAUGGGCUGUUUACAAUGUGUCAGUAGAUAUGCCGUCUCUUCAACGGAGUGUUAGUGGUGGUAUCAUGAGCUAGGAGUUUUUAAUUGAUUGUUCAUAUCUUUUUAUAUUUGUAUACCAUGUCUAUCAAAGUUCUUACCAGAGUAUUUAUAGUGGAUGUGUUCUCUGCAGUGUGCUUGGAGCAGCUUGCUUAAUGCCAUUCUAUCUAGACUUGUACCAAGAGCUGCCACACAUCUGAUGUGUACACAUCUUACUGUACUGUGUACACAUCUUACUGCACUGAAUGGUUGUCAUUCCAAGUCCCGUAGGUGAAAGAGCUUCUCUCCUUUCAGCUUAACAGGUUUUUAUUUGGGUUGGCUUUUUUUUAAUACAAACCCUGAUUGGUUUCCCUUUUGUUGGAAACAGUUUUAAAUAAACAUAAAUGGUUUUGGCCUGGUGUUCAUAAGAUCUGAUUUGGAAUGUAUUUUUUAACUAUAUAAAAUGGGAACUGGGCUCACUUUUGGGUAUGAACUUUGGGGUAUUUCCUUUCAAAUAAAUGCCUGUUAACUGAUAUUUUAUCUGACUGUUUUUGUAA